Molecule: messenger RNA, 667 nt
Organism: Podarcis raffonei (Aeolian wall lizard)
Lineage: Eukaryota; Metazoa; Chordata; Lepidosauria; Squamata; Lacertidae
Gene: SMIM32
Product: small integral membrane protein 32
Exons: 1
Coding region: 144-464 (106 amino acids)
Source: RefSeq, a predicted model, not a curated record
GAUCUUCAAGGAGUUUUUUUUAAAGGAAAUAACCCGAUCCUUUCCCCAGGACAGAAAGUGGCUGCCUGGCUUAAAAAGCAAACCCGAAAAGCCCACCUGGUGACUUCCCUGAUGCGCCCUAAGGAAGAGAUCUGAACAGGACAAUGUAUGGGCAAUUUCUCAAUGCCACCAGCGUGACUGACCCUCACCUCCUCAUGCAGACCAACACGCCCUACGUCGGGAGCACCCAGAGACCCGUCAGCUCGUCGGCUCUUUACAUGUCGACCGCCCGGGCGUUAAAAGAAGGCGAGAUCAACAAGCCGGAUCUGGUGACUUACAUCGUCCUGUUCUUCUUUCUGCUCCUGGCGGUGACCAUCAUUGUACUUUUCAUUAACUGCCAGCUGAAGAAUUCUUUUUUCGCCUCUCUACCUUACGACAGGUCGCUGAGAGAAGCGAGGAGCCCGUGGAAAACGCAAGCUGUUUAAUCCUCAGACUUAGGAAAUUGGGGAGGGGGAGAGAGAGAAUGCCUGAUAUGAGCUUUGUUGUGAUAUACAAGGGUCUUGUGAACCCAACGCACUGUAUAAUGGCAUCCUGUUUUCAUUUGGCCCCGGGCAAAAUCCUGCCACAUAUAAAUAUGAUUUUUCUUAAAGCAAGCCAGAGGAAACAUUGUCGGAAGGCGGGUGGUGAG